Vicia faba (fava bean) is the source of this 1686-nucleotide messenger RNA. NCBI's taxonomy places the organism in Eukaryota, Viridiplantae, Streptophyta, Magnoliopsida, Fabales, Fabaceae. The record is from the annotation of a GenBank genome assembly.
AUGUCUUCCAUGCUGCAACCUCAGAUCAUACUGUUGAAAGAAGGCACAGACACAUCGCAAGGGAAGCCACAACUCGUAAGCAACAUCAACGCUUGCACCGCCGUCGCCGAUGUCGUCCGGACCACCCUAGGUCCUCGCGGCAUGGACAAACUCAUCCACGACGAUAAAGGUUCAGUAACCAUCUCGAACGACGGCGCCACUAUCAUGAAGCUUCUUGAUAUUGUUCAUCCCGCUGCCAAAAUACUUGUUGACAUUGCUAAGUCUCAGGACUCCGAGGUUGGCGAUGGAACCACCACUGUGGUAUUGCUUGCAGCUGAGUUUUUAAGAGAGGCAAAGCCUUUUAUUGAAGAUGGUGUUCACUCUCAAAAUUUAAUACGAAGCUACAGGACUGCGUGUUCCUUGGCGAUUGAGAAGAUUAAAGAGCUAGCUGUUAGUAUUGAGGGAAAAAGUCUGGAAGAGAAAAAAAACUUGCUAGGAAAGUGUGCUGCUACAACACUUUCUUCAAAGCUUAUAGGAGGGGAGAAGGAGUUCUUUGCAUCCAUGGUUGUCGAUGCUGUAGUUGCGAUUGGGACUGAUGAUAGGUUAAAUAUGAUUGGAAUAAAGAAGGUUCCUGGAGGUAACAUGCGUGACUCAUUUCUUGUCAAUGGUGUUGCCUUCAAAAAGACAUUUUCGUAUGCUGGAUUUGAGCAGCAGCCCAAGAAGUUUCAUGAUCCAAAAAUACUAUUGCUUAAUGUUGAGUUAGAGCUGAAGUCUGAGAAAGAAAAUGCUGAAAUAAGAUUAUCUGAUCCAUCACAAUAUCAAUCAAUUGUUGACGCAGAAUGGAAUAUUAUUUAUGACAAACUAGAUCGAUGUGUCCAAAGUGGUGCCAAAGUUGUUCUCUCACGCCUUGCUAUUGGCGAUUUGGCUACACAGUAUUUUGCAGAUAGAGACAUUUUUUGUGCUGGUCGUGUAGCAGAAGAAGAUCUUAAAAGAGUUGCUGCUGCAACUGGGGGAACUGUACAGACAUCUGUUAAUAACAUUAUUGACGAGGUUCUUGGAACUUGCGAGACUUUUGAGGAAAAGCAAGUAGGAAAUGAAAGAUUCAACAUUUUCAAUGGAUGUCCAUCUGGUCAAACAGCCACCAUAGUUCUUCGUGGUGGAGCCGAUCAGUUCAUAGAGGAAGCAGAGCGAAGUCUGCAUGAUGCAAUCAUGAUUGUUAGAAGGGCUAUGAAGAAUUCAACUGUAGUUGCCGGUGGAGGUGCUAUAGAUAUGGAAAUAAGCCGGUACCUAAGGCAGCAUGCACGUACAAUAGCAGGAAAGUCUCAGCUUUUCAUCAACUCCUACGCCAAAGCUCUUGAGGUUAUUCCUCGGCAAUUAUGUGACAAUGCUGGAUUUGAUGCAACUGAUGUGCUGAACAAACUAAGACAGAAACACGCUCUGGCUUCUGGUGAGGGGGCACCGUUUGGGGUUGACAUUGCCACGGGUGGAAUUGCCGAUUCAUUUGCCAACUUUGUCUGGGAGCCUGCAGUUGUGAAGAUCAAUGCUAUAAAUGCUGCUACGGAGGCAGCCUGCCUUGUUUUAAGUGUGGAUGAAACAGUUAAAAAUCCCAAGUCUGAGAGUGCGCAAGGAGAGGCUGCUGCAAGUGCCAUGGGAGGCAGAGGCCGCGGAGGCGGUUUCCGUGGUCGUGGACGAGGAAUGCGUAGAUGA